AUGGGUCUUCUGUGCCAACUCCUCGAGAUCUGGAACAAAGCCAAGGGCAAGGAGCGUGAUGCCAUGCUCUGGGGUGAUGAGGUCGAGUACUUGGUUGUGACAUAUUCCAAGGAUGACCCCAGGGUCCUGCUGUCUCUCCGGCAAGCAGACAUUCUCAAGGCUCUGGACAAUGACACGGCGCUCUCCAUGUCGGGCUGCGCGCCGCCCUUGCCGGACGGCUCCAAUGCUCACCAGCCGCCCCCGGUCUUCCAUCCCGAGUUUGGGAGGUUCAUGCUCGAGGCUACGCCGGGCAAGCCGUGGGGCAUCGAGUUCAAAGAACUCCUGGAGGUCGAGCCAAACAUGAAGCUGAGGAGAUGUAUUGCCAAAGCCCACAUGUUGUCCAACGAAUACCCCAUCACGUUGACGACCUUUCCCAGGCUUGGCAGUCCGGGAGUUUUCACUGACCCCUUCUACCCCGUCUCGGGCCCCAAGCUGAGAUCCCAGUUCGUGCCGGACGAGAUUGCGAACCCGCACAUUCGCUUCCCCACGCUUGCGGCCAACAUCCGGUCCCGCCGCGGGCGCAAGGUGCAGGUCAACGUGCCGGUCUUCCGGGACGAGAAGACACUGUGGCCGUGGAGGGACCCGACGGUCAACUAUGACCUGCACAACUGGCCCGAGGACGACGACGUGCGGAAGGGCGCCGCGCCGGACAACUUCAUCCAUAUGGAUGCCAUGGCCUUCGGCAUGGGCAGCUGCUGCUUGCAGAUCACCUUCCAGGCGAAGAACCUGACCGAGGGGCGGCAGAUGUACGACCAGCUCAGCCCGCUGGGGCCGAUUCUGCUGGCCCUGACGGCGGCCACCCCCGUGUACAAGGGCUUUCUUGCCGACACGGAUGUCCGGUGGAACCAGAUCAGCAAGGCGGUGGACGACCGGACGCCCGAGGAGCUGGGCGAGAAGCCGCUUGCGGACGAUCGCUGGCGGAUCCCCAAGUCGCGCUACGCCUCGAACUCGACCUACAUCUCCGAGGACGCGCGGCUGCGGCCCGAGUAUCUGGACCCGGACCUGGUCAUCGACGAGACCAUCAAGCAGCAGCUGCUCGACGGCGGCAUGGACGACCGGCUGGCGACGCACUUUGCGCACCUCUUCAUCCGCGACCCGAUCGUCAUCUUCGCCGAGGACCUGCAGGCGCUCGACCUGGACAAGACGGACCACUUCGAGAAUAUCCAGAGCACCAACUGGCAGCACAUGCGCUUCAAGCCGCCGCCGGCCGACAACAGCAUCGGCUGGCGCGUCGAGUUCCGGCCCAUGGAGAUCCAGAUCACCGACUUCGAGAACGCCGCGUUUGCCGUGUUCAUCGUGCUCGUCACGCGCGUGAUCCUGUCGUUCGACCUCAACUUCUACAUCCCCAUCAAGAAGGUCGACGAGAACAUGGAGACGGCCCACGCCCGCGACGCCGUGCUGUCCCGCAAGUUCUACUUCCGCCGCAACCUGUUCCCGACCCAGCGCGCCACCUCCCGCUCGGGCUCGUCCACGCCCGUCGCCAGCCGCCCACCCACCCCACGCAAAACAAACCCCACUUCCGAACCUGACAAUGAAGAAGAAGCCAACAGCCAAGAAGAAGAAGAAGAAGAAGAAGAAUUCCCGGGCCUGAUCCCCCUCGUGGAAUCCUAUCUCGACUCGGUCAACGUCGACGUCGCCACCCGCUGCCAGCUGGCCACCUACCUGGACCUCAUCCGCAAGCGGGCCAGCGGCGAGCUGUGGACGGCGGCCAAGUGGAUCCGCCAUUUCGUGGGGAGCCACCCGGAGUAUAAGCGGGAUAGCGUCGUCGGUGAGGCGAUCACCCGGGACCUGGUCGCCGCUGUGGUCCGCAUCGGCGAGUGUGAAGUCGCUGGGAGGGGGUUCAAGGAGCUUUGUACCGGCCAAGGGGGCGAAAAGAUGGUGGUGGAGGGGCUGGAGAGGUUGUUGGGGAGGUUUAGGUGA
Chaetomium strumarium is the source of this 1959-nucleotide messenger RNA. Its product is annotated as glutamate-cysteine ligase-domain-containing protein. The transcript has 6 exons. NCBI's taxonomy places the organism in Eukaryota, Fungi, Ascomycota, Sordariomycetes, Sordariales, Chaetomiaceae. The record is from RefSeq and is a predicted model, not a curated record. Bases 1 to 1959 code for a protein of 652 amino acids. Gene Ontology annotation, biological process: glutathione biosynthetic process. Gene Ontology annotation, molecular function: glutamate-cysteine ligase activity. Gene Ontology annotation, cellular component: glutamate-cysteine ligase complex.